Messenger RNA from Salpingoeca rosetta, 1605 nucleotides. RefSeq lists its product as uncharacterized. The transcript has a single exon. Bases 77 to 1252 code for a protein of 391 amino acids. Lineage: Eukaryota; Choanoflagellata; Craspedida; Salpingoecidae. The record is from RefSeq and is a predicted model, not a curated record.
ACACAGACACACACACACACACAAACACACACACACACACAAACACACAAACACACAGACGCACACACACACACAGAUGAAGAAACGGAGGAGCAUCAACUUGGACAACUUCUUGUCACCGGGGUUUGCGCACAGCGAGCGGGUGUUAACGAGCCCACGCUCGUUGCGAGCAUGCAAGGCACUCAGUGUGAAGCCCGUGGACUUGCUGCCGCCACGCGUGGAGGAUUUUGUGUCUUACGACCGACACGGCCACGGUGAAGACCUGACAGGGCUGCGGGCGUUUGAGAGUGCGCAGCAGGCUCACACACGGCUGCUUCGCCUCGCCAAGAUCCAGCGCCAGCGGUACUGCCGCGGAACACAAGCCGCCGCCAGCGAUGUUGCGCCGUUGGCCACCCCUGUCCAUCCUCAGUCGCAACAGCGCCAACGACACCAACAGCAGCGACACCAACACUGUGAGCACUCAGCCCAGAAAGGGCACCGAGAGCGAUCAGCAUCACGCGCUUGGCAGUCCCAGACACGCCCCGCCGCAGCAACAGCAACAGCAACAGCAGCAGCAACAAUAGGACCAUCAUCGUCGUCUCUGUUGCGUGCUCUUGUAGUUCGACACUCCUCUGAUCGAAUCGACCUGCCGACAGCGCCUCGAUCUCCAGCGCCUGCCGUCACGUCCACUCGCAGGGAGCCGACCUUGUUCGCAUCCAGAAGCCAAACACAUUCGCGACAGCUGGGUCGACACGCGUCCACGUCUCCGUCCGCGUCCAUGCGCAUGCGUUGGCGCGCUGUACAACACAGGUACGACGACGCUGACGCACACACGGCGAACAUGUCGCCGCCGCAUGCGCGAUUUGGGUGGGAAGUGGCGGAUGCAACGGCGAUGGCGGCGGAGGAGGUGGAGGAGGAAGCGGCAGCUGUUGAGGCGUAUCUGCGCGAGGCACCGCGCGAAACACACGCGCGCAUGGAGAAGGCGCUGCUACACCCGUCCAACCAGCGCCAGAACAUUGGCCACACGUAUGGGGAGCGGGCACGGCACCGCCGCGGGCGAGAUGAGCGACGCACUGAGCGGGAGAGCGAGCGUCGACAGCGUCGACACGAGCGGCGGCAGCAAGGGGCGGAGGUGCGCAGGGAGGAAGUGCUGCACUUGCAGGCAAUGCGACGGCACGUGGAGCAGCGCACGGGAAUGGCAAGUGUUCGACACCACCCGGCAUUUGUCAGCCUGGGUGGCGACACAAACUCUUGCUUCUUCCACAACCAAUAAUAGGGCAGGCACAAGAUCAGAGAGAGGGUGGGGGUGGACAUGUGCUUGUGCGUGCAGUGUUCGUGCAGUGUGCUCUUGCGUUUUUGUUUGCAGCAUUGUACAAAGUGCACGAUCCACGCCCUCUGGGUUUUGAAAUUGUGGCCGUCUCCCAUGCAUGCUAUCAAUGUCACAUUGCGUCUUCAACAACUUUUGAUCCACGCCCUCUGGGUUUUGUUCGUCGUCGUCUCACUUCACAUCACAUGAAAAUCACCUGUUUGCUGUGUAUUUUGAAUCGAAUGCGUCGUGUAUGUACGAGAGCACAUGAUGCCUCAAACACAGUCCAAUCCCAAGUCCAUACAAACAAACAAACAACC